UUUUAUCGCUUUCUGUGGAUCUCCAUCCAUCCAUCAUCCUCCAUCAUUCUCAAAAGCUUUCAAUUUUGCUGGACACGGACCUCAAUUCCCGUGAUAACUUGUAAUUUGAAAUCCUUGGGAAAAAAGGGAUCGAAAAAAAUUUAAAAAAAAAAAAAAAAGAUAGAGAGAGAAAAAUAAAAUGAAGCAAAGCAAAACCAAGACAACGUAGAGAGAUCUUCAAAUCCCCGGUUUAAUCCAUUAUCCGAAUAACGAUGCUCUGACCCGGAAUUAGAAGAAUUAAAAUCCCUCCGAUUCCCCAUCUGUUCGGGGAGCUUUCUAAAUGGGUGUUUGCAGCUCAAAACCCUCAACAAAGCCCACCUCUACUUCUCCCUUAUCCGAUCUCCAACUUAACCACCACAAGGCUAACUCUACUCCGACUGAGGCUAACUCUGUCCCUGCUGAGGAUGUCACUUCCACUGCCCAAACUGCGAUUUCCGUAAAUGGUACUGGUAAUGAGGCGGCGGAGAACGGUAAGAAAUCGCCCUUCUUCUUUUUCCAAAGUCCCAGUCCGGCUCACUACCUGUUCUCCAAGAAGUCUCCGGCGAGAUCUCCGGCGAAUUUCAACUCCAACUCCACGCCCAAACGGUUCUUCAAGAGGCCUUUCCCGCCUCCUUCUCCGGCGAAACAUAUAAGGGCGGUGCUCGCCAGGAGACAUGGGUCGGUCAAACCCAACGAGGCCGCGAUACCCGAAGGGAGCGUGGAUGAGGAAGUCACGGGGCUUGAUAAGAGCUUCGGGUUCUCGAAGCAUUUUGCUAACAAGUAUGAGCUCGGUGAGGAGGUUGGAAGAGGGCAUUUUGGGUAUACCUGUGCGGCGAAGAUUAAGAAGGGUGAGCUCAAAGGCCAACAGGUUGCUGUGAAAGUCAUUCCCAAAGCAAAGAUGACCACUGCAAUUGCCAUCGAGGACGUUAGAAGGGAAGUAAAGAUAUUGAGAGCCCUGAACGGACAUAGCAAUCUAAUUCAAUUUUAUGAUGCAUAUGAAGACCGUGAGAAUGUCUACGUAGUCAUGGAGUUAUGUGAAGGGGGGGAACUCUUAGACAGGAUACUGUCAAGGGGUGGGAAAUAUACAGAGGAUGAUGCGAAAGCAGUUAUGAUACAGAUAUUAAAUGUCGUUUCAUUUUGCCACCUUCAGGGUGUGGUGCAUCGUGAUCUUAAACCUGAGAAUUUCCUUUUUACGUCAAAGGAGGAGACUUCACAAUUGAAGGCCAUAGACUUUGGCUUGUCAGAUUUUGUCAGGCCAGAUGAGAGACUGAAUGACAUUGUUGGUAGUGCAUACUAUGUUGCUCCUGAAGUUCUACAUAGGUCUUACAGCACAGAGGCUGAUGUUUGGAGUGUAGGCGUGAUUGCAUAUAUCCUCUUGUGUGGCAGUCGCCCAUUUUGGGCUCGAACCGAAUCUGGGAUAUUUCGGACUGUUCUAAAAGCUGAUCCAAGUUUUGAUGAACCACCCUGGCCCUCACUCUCUCCUGAAGCAAAAGACUUUGUCAAGCGCCUAUUGUACAAGGAUCCACGGAAGAGAAUGACUGCAGCUCAGGCACUAAGUCAUCCCUGGCUUAGAGAUUGCAAAGAUGUUAAAGUUCCUCUGGAUAUACUAAUAUUUAAACUCAUGAAAGUUUAUAUGCGCUCAUCAUCUCUCCGCAAAGCUGCUUUAAGGGCCCUGUCUAAAACAUUGACUGUAAAUGAGCUCCAUUAUAUGAAAGAACAGUUUGCUUUGUUGGAACCAAACAAAAAUGGUACAAUAAGCAUAGAAAAUAUUAAAGCGGCUUUGAUGAGAAAUGCAACUGAUGCUAUGAAGGAGUCUCGGAUCCCUGAUUUUUUAGCAUCGCUUAAUGCAUUGCAAUUCAGAAGGAUGGACUUCGAGGAGUUCUGUGCAGCUACACUAAGUGUCCAUCAACUUGAGGCUCUUGAUCGUUGGGAACAACAUGCUCGAUGUGCCUAUGAACUAUUUGAAAGCGGCGGAAGCAGACCUAUUGUCAUUGAGGAACUUGCUUCGGAACUUGGCCUAGGCCCUUCAGUCCCUGUUCAUGCAGUUCUUCAAGAUUGGAUUAGGCACAGCGAUGGAAAACUGAGCUUCCUUGGGUUUGUGAAGUUGUUACACGGGAUAUCUAGCAGGACCAUUGCAAAAGCUCAAUGAAAAUUUUGGUGGGGAAGGAUUUAUGGAAGUAAUCGUUGUGCAGUUAUACCCUACACGAUUCAUUCAGGGGCUUUUCCAUUUUUUUUUUUUUUUUCCCCUCUUUGUUUUCUUUUUUUUCUUUCAAUCUUUAGUACCCAGGCUUUGGGUACUUUUGGGACUUGGGAGUUGCAAAGUUGUGCUCCAGGUAAUUGAAGCUCAGCGCAGCGCUCAGGCCUUGGUGGUUUUCUACUGUAAAGUUGUAGUUUUAGUGUGUUUAGUGUCAGGUUUAGAGUAGCCCCGUCCCCACCCCACAACACCCCACCCACCUGGUUUAUUAGGUUAUCACAUUCGACGAUUCUGACGUAAGCGACUCGUUACACGUGUCAACAGUUGUUUAAUCAAUUUCUUCUCCCCCUUCCCCAUCUCUGUUAUUAUAUUUAUUUUUUGAAUUUUUGGUUUUUUUUCCGUCUA
This is a messenger RNA of Ziziphus jujuba (common jujube), 2617 nucleotides long. RefSeq names its product CDPK-related kinase 5. Gene Ontology annotation, molecular function: calcium ion binding; calmodulin binding; calcium/calmodulin-dependent protein kinase activity. The coding region runs from base 320 to 2167 and encodes 615 amino acids. NCBI's taxonomy places the organism in Eukaryota, Viridiplantae, Streptophyta, Magnoliopsida, Rosales, Rhamnaceae. The transcript has 11 exons. Gene Ontology annotation, cellular component: cytoplasm; nucleus. Gene Ontology annotation, biological process: protein autophosphorylation; intracellular signal transduction; peptidyl-serine phosphorylation. The record is from RefSeq and is a predicted model, not a curated record.